Messenger RNA from Cylicostephanus goldi, 741 nucleotides. The record is from the annotation of a GenBank genome assembly. NCBI's taxonomy places the organism in Eukaryota, Metazoa, Nematoda, Chromadorea, Rhabditida, Strongylidae.
AUGUUUACUGUAACAGUCGGUUACUGUAUAGCACCGAUGCCAAGCUCGGAGAUCUGGGUGGACUUACAACUGGCACGUCAUGAAGCACCAGCAAGCACGCGAGAUAAGCGUCAGAUAGUGGGAGAAUGCGUGUGUAGCGAAGUAAACGAUUGCCCACCGGGACCGAAAGGCCGACCUGGGACAGAUGGUUUGGAUGGCACACCGGGAGCUCCCGGUGAGCCCGGUGAAGUAGGUCUACCCGGAAUUGUACCUCAGUUGCAACAAGUGAGCGCAAAAGGUUGCCGUGUCUGUCCGCCUGGACCGCAAGGACCUCCUGGCUAUCCUGGACAGCCUGGAGAACAAGGUCUACCAGGCCCUGAAGGACCGCCUGGAAACGAGGGUCGUCCCGGAACUCCAGGUGUAGCUGGGCCACCAGGACCUCCUGGGGAACAAGGUCAAGCUGGCAAAGAGGGAGAGCAAGGCCCGCCUGGAUCCACUGGAAUUCGAGGAGAGAAGGGGCCUCCUGGUCCACCUGGUCUUCAGGGUAUGGUCGGACCUAAAGGAUUCUCAGGUAACACUGGUCCACCGGGACAAGAUGGACCAAUGGGAAUUGCUGGAGAGAUGGGACCUACUGGAAACCCAGGCCCUCCUGGAUUCUCUGGCGCUCCAGGAAUUGCUGGUGAACCUGGACUGCCGGGAGAAGAUGCUGGCUACUGUCGCUGCCCUGCUAGAAAUAGAAGUGGUCAGAAAAAAACUCAUUGA